AAUUUGUGAACAAUGAGGAAACAAGUUUUUCUGCUAUUUUUAUUAUCAUUGACAGCUUGCGUUUUUGCUUGGCGAUCGUUUAAGGUGAUAUUCACAUCGUUUCCUUAUGAAAUCAACAAAGACAAACUCGAGGUUAAACUUGAAAUUCGGAAUGACACUGGAGAAACUACUAUCAACUGUCAUAUAAAUGUAAUCGAACAAUUGGAUGACAUGACUCUGGAAUAUGCAAUAUCACUGGAAAAUAGUGAUGCCAAUUGGACAACAUUGAUAAAACGAACUGUACACUUUUGUAAAUUUUUGACAACCAAAACUACCGAUCCAAUUUUGAAAGUAAUUUACGAGGAUUUGCUGAAACAUGGAAAUUUCUUUAAAUCAUGCCCAGUGCAAAAGGGCAUCUAUUAUGUGCACGAUUACAGAAUUGAUGAAGAAAUGCUACCGAGCUAUGUGCCAGAGACAACAAUGGCUGUGGAUAUAUUGUGGAAAAAUGCAAAGAAGGAAACAGCGUUAUUUAAAGGUAGGCUGAUCGGAAAAAUUGACAAGUCUAAGGGAUUUAAUAAUUUGAAGAUAUUUAGUUUGGGAUGAAGAUC
Eupeodes corollae is the source of this 587-nucleotide messenger RNA. RefSeq lists its product as uncharacterized. The transcript has 2 exons. The coding region runs from base 13 to 582 and encodes 189 amino acids. The record is from RefSeq and is a predicted model, not a curated record. Lineage: Eukaryota; Metazoa; Arthropoda; Insecta; Diptera; Syrphidae.